GUAGACCAAAGAAGACCAGAGAGUUUCGGACACAAAGAUCUCGAAUCAGACAACUUGCUUUUUUAAUCUUCUUACAUCACAACGUUGUUUGACUUCCAAAAAGAAAAAUCUCCAGAUAGAUUCCGACCGGAUAAAUCUUCUUCCUUUAAGAUCUCCAAACUCCAACAGAUCUGCUGCGGUAAUGGCGGUUACUUCCUGAUCUCAGAGAAGCAAAAGAAAGAAAGAAGAAGAACCUUGGUUGCACUCUUUAAUGGCCGGGCUUCAAAAAGGCAAGUCCUUUCUCUUCUGUUUCUCCUUUAGUUUGCUCUUCCUUUCACCGAUCGUAACCGCUUCCGAGUCCGAUCCGGUACCCUACGAGAACUCAGAUUCUAGGUUGCAUAGACUCGAGGAGCUCGUUAGGAAUCUCACGGAAGUAGUAGCUAGACUAGACGCUAAGUUGUCCGAAACUGGUAAAAAACACGAGAUCAUCAGUAAUGGGGCUAAAGAGAAAGCCAAGGCCUUUUCAGUGACAAAGUACAGUCCUUUCUGGUCCGAGAGAUUCGAGUUCACCUCCGCCGUGAAGCUAAACUCCGAGGCAACGUGCAUCAACGUGUUGCCCUUUAAAGACCACGAAGGUUUAAGCAAGUACUUCGCCGUUGGGGACUCGAGUGGUAACCUCUACGUGUUCUUGAGAAACGGCGACGUUUUGGUCGAGUUUUUCACCAGCUGUGAUUCGCCGAUCACCGCGAUGGUUUCUUACAUGUCUGUGUAUAAGAACGAGAGCUUCGUGGUGACGGGGCAUCAAAGCGGAGCCGUCUUGUUGCAUAGACUCAGAGAGGGCUCUAUGGGAGAAGAUUUCAGUUCAGCUGUGAUGGAGAAUGUUGGCAAGUUUGACGGCACGGAGGAUAGUUUGGAGGUGACGUUACUAGAAGUGCAUCACGUGGGUCGUGUCAGGUACAUAUUAGCGACUGAUCUCGCCGGAAAGCUAACGGUUUUCACUGAGAACAGAACCGUUCACGGGUCCGUUACCCCCACGAGUAGACCGCUUGUGUUCUUGAAGCAGAGGCUGUUGUUUCUCACCGAGACCGGCGCUGGUUCGCUAGACUUGAGAACCAUGAAGAUCAGAGAAUCAGACUGCGAAGGCUUGAACAGCUCUCUAGCGAGAACUUACGUCUUCGACGCUUCCGAGAGGUCUAAAGCUUACGGAUUCACAUCGGAAGGCGAAGUCAUCCACGUGUUGCUUGUCGGCGACGUAACGAGCUUUAAAUGUAGAGUGAGGUCAAAGAAGAAGGUUCAGAUACAAGAGCCUGUUGCGUUACAAGCCAUCAAAGGCUAUCUUGUGCUACUCAGCGAAGAGAAAGUGUUUGUAUACAAUGUCUCGACUCAACACUACGUAAGAACCACGGGUCCUCGUCUGCUCUUCCCUGCUGCGUUAGAAGAUCUCAAGUCAACGUUCUUGAGCCAUCAAUCUAAAACCAAGUUUAAGAUGAUUACUCCUUUGGUAGCAAGCGACCGUGAGAAGCUUCUUGUGAUGAGUUUAGGCGAAGGAUACGUGGCUACAUACAAAUCAAAGCUUCAGAGUUCCAAAGGAGAACUCAACACGAUGCUAUGGAGCAGUCCUGUCUUCUUCUUUCUACUGUUUUUAUUCGGGGCGUGGCAUUUCUUCGCUAAGAAGAAAGAGUCUCUCACAGCUUGGGGACCUGACGAUCCUUUCGCAUCUUCCUCUUCUUCUGCUUCUUUCUCUGAGCCAUCUAGGAGAAACAACGAUGAUCUCAUGGAUCUGAGAAGAAGAUAUGUUUCUCCAUCACGGUACCCUCCUGGCGCAGCAGCAGGUACUUACAGGUCCGUUGCUUCUAAUGACCCGACCUCGAGAAGUUCGGUUGAUGCUACAAAUUAUAGAGCAACAGCGCAGGAGAUGAAGUAUCGUGGUGGGUCAGGGCUUGAUUCUUCAGGUGGUAGGUUUGGUAAUAGAAGGGAGAGUUUGUUUGGUGAUAACAAAGCUUUGGACAACGAAAGUUAAGGACUUUUUUUUAACGUUUUGCCACUUUUUUUUUGGUUACCGGUUAACGUUUGAAGUUUUUUGUAUUUUUGUAACACUCCGGCGAGAAAAAAUAAUGUUUUACCGGUAGCUUUUGUUUCUCGGGACACAUCUUGUUUAGUCAAACUCUUGUAGAUUUGUACCGCGCUGUA
This is a messenger RNA of Brassica oleracea var. oleracea, 2169 nucleotides long. RefSeq lists its product as uncharacterized. Gene Ontology annotation, molecular function: protein binding. The record is from RefSeq and is a predicted model, not a curated record. Bases 251 to 1999 code for a protein of 582 amino acids. NCBI's taxonomy places the organism in Eukaryota, Viridiplantae, Streptophyta, Magnoliopsida, Brassicales, Brassicaceae. The transcript has a single exon.